UCUCACAUGUGUUUGUUUACAACACACAAAAACAAAAAAUAAUCAAAUUUUUUCCACUUUAACACUUAAUUCCUUUAAAAAAUGGGCAAAAAACGCCAAAUCGGAGAACAAAAGAACGAAGAUGAGUUCGAUUUAUCUUCAAAACAUCUCAAAACGAGUCAUGUUCGCGCCAAUGAUAAGCGCUUAAUUAUCAUCUUAGAAGGCGCCCAACUCGAAACCAUCAAAAUCGGAAAGGCAUUCGAACUUUUAAAUUGUGACGAUCAUCCGAAUCUCUUGCGAAAACACAAUCGCGAUCCAGGCACUUGUCGUCCCGACAUCACCCAUCAGUCGUUGUUGAUGUUAAUUGACUCGCCCCUGAAUCGUGCCGGACUGUUGCAAGUUUAUAUCAGGACAGAAAAGAACGUUUUGAUUGAAGUUAAUCCACAAAUUCGGAUUCCGAGAACUUUUAGACGAUUUGCUGGGCUGAUGGUGCAACUUUUACACAAAUUCUCGAUUCGAGCAUCGGAUAGCACAAUGAAGCUGAUGAAAGUCAUAAAAAAUCCGAUAGAAAAUCAUUUGCCGGUCGGUUGUCGUAAAAUUGUGAUGUCAUAUAGUUCGAAAAAGGUCGAAAAUUGCCGUGAACUCGUGCCGAAAGAUGAUUUACCGAUGGCGAUUGUUGUUGGAGCGUUCGCGCACGGCAAUGUCGAUGUCCCAUACAAAGAAGAUGUCAUUUCGAUCAGUAAUUAUCCACUUUCCGCGGCACUUACGUGCUCUAAACUCUGUUCUGCUUUCGAAGAAGUUUGGGGAAUCGUUUGAAAAAAUUAUUUUUAUUAUUAAAUAAAUUUAUUAACUACACAAAAUUAAAAAUUUUAAC
Molecule: messenger RNA, 853 nt
Organism: Culicoides brevitarsis
Lineage: Eukaryota; Metazoa; Arthropoda; Insecta; Diptera; Ceratopogonidae
Product: ribosomal RNA small subunit methyltransferase NEP1
Exons: 3
Coding region: 82-795 (237 amino acids)
Biological process (GO): rRNA base methylation
Cellular component (GO): small-subunit processome; nucleolus
Molecular function (GO): rRNA binding; rRNA (pseudouridine) methyltransferase activity
Source: RefSeq, a predicted model, not a curated record